Messenger RNA from Linum trigynum, 2551 nucleotides. Lineage: Eukaryota; Viridiplantae; Streptophyta; Magnoliopsida; Malpighiales; Linaceae. The record is from the annotation of a GenBank genome assembly.
CUGACUUUCAACCCUUGAGCGAACAGUGAGCCAGCGAUUCAAAUCAUCCUUGAGUUGGAAAGGGUUGAGUCAUGGUGGGUGCACGAGGUCCUGAUUAGGUGAUUUGGAUGAUAGACAGAGCUUAUUUGGAUCCUCACGCCACUUAAUUAGCGACAGUUUACCUGAAUGUGGCAGAGUCUUUGGUUGUUAUAAAUCAUUUAGUUUAGUUUGUAUUUUGUGCCAAUUUUUAAUUUAGUGACCGUUUUUUACAAACUGGAUGUUUGAUGGUCAUUAAGACAGUAAACCCGGAAUCGGAACACAACUUUUUUAGUGUUUAACAAUUCUUUUGGUACACAUCAGAAGGACUCGCCGUCAUUACUAUCUUUCUCAAUGCUGAUUAUCCUGUUUUUCAAUUUCAAUUUCCCAGGGAACAGAUGGCAUCGAAUCUGCAAAAGGAAGGACCUUUGCUUCUGAAAUCUCUCAAAGAACCUGACCUACUUCUGUUGGUAGACAUCUUGAUAUCACAAAAGAAAUGGGUGGAUGAAUGUCCCUCCGGAUCUUCCCUUUUUAAGGUCACUCUAUCUAGGGAUAAUGCAGCCCGGGCCACUUCUCAGGGAUCCAGUGGAUUGAGGUCUUUGUUUCUGAAAGAAAGGCAACAUGGUGUUUCUCAUACUGGUGUUACGCCCCCCAUUGCUAACACGAAAUCCUCUGAUCGAUCUAGAAGUGAGAUACUGAUGGACUGCAGGAACCUUGUGCAGGAAAUGGUGAAGAAAUACCCCUAUGGUUACAACAUUGGUGCUUUCCGAAAGUUGUUCCUAGAAAGGUAUGGUUACCAUCUUGACAUCCAGAAGCUCGGGUACCAAAAGUUGGCGGCUUUACUGGAAAUAAUGCCAGGAGUGAAAGUCGAAUCUACUUACAUCCUUCCGUCUACCAAAACCCUAAAGUCUAACUCUGAUGGUGAAUCAGCGAAGAAGGAAAACGAAUCAGAUUCUGCGUGGGAUGAGCUCGGUCCUCCGGACGCCAACUCAUCAUCCCAAAAGGAUCCUGAUUACGAGCCUUGCCUGUCUGAAGACGAUAAUGAUGAUGUGGAAUCUGAUUCAGAACCCGAGACUCUGGCUGCUUCAAGCAGCAGUCAACCUGAACAAAACUGUACGAAGUCCAAUGAAGAAAACAGCUCGUUGCUAGAGAUUCUCGAUACCUGGUAUGGGAGUCAGAACGAGGAAACUGGAGGCAAGAAAGAGGAGUCUACGAGGAAUGAUGAGGAGAAUGCUACUAUUAAUUUGCAGCAGCUUACCAGUUCGUCUGGACAAGUUGGAAAGACGGCUGAGGCAACUACUACUCAUAUGGCAUGCUCUGGAGGGACGAUGCAGAAACCGGUAAAGACUUAUUCUUUCGUCGAUGAUUCGGUCUGCCCUGCGGAUCAGCAUCAUAAGGUUAUUAAUGGAAUCUUAAGCAGGUUGAAGAUCACUAGUGAUUCGAGGAUGCCGAGUUGAUUUAUUGCGCGUUAGGGAUGUUCUACCUUUUGUAGGGUUAGAUGUGAACAUAGUAUGGGAAACUAGGUAGCUACUGCUGCAAAAUUUCUGGUACCAUUGGUUGUUUAGAUUAGUUUCCUCGGGUAUCGUUUUAAGCCGAUAAAGAGAAUCGAUGAUUGUGAAAUCGAUAUCGGAGACUAGCAAUAUUAGUUACAAGUUCGGUUAUUCGGAAUUGGAUUAUGGAUUCAGAACUAGAGAGAAAGUGACACAUGCUUGUAAGUUGUAACCCUAUUUAGACACCAGAAUUUGGUUAGUAUAUGGUAGCACGGGAUGCUUGUAAUCCUCUUUAUGUGUCCACAAAGAGACUAGUGUUUUUGUGACUAAAACAUAAUUAUCAAAGCAUAAUGAGAUCACAUGUAGUGUUUAUCUCCUUAACCAGAUGUCUUUAUCCAUAAUUAUUCUAUUAUCUUAAGGCAUUUUAACACUUAGCACGAGUUUUCACAUUCAACCCAUAAUUAAAAAAUUCACCAAAAGGUAAUUGUAGCUGCCUAGCUGGCUGUAUGUCCAUAAUCUAUAUCCUCAUUGCCAACCUUGUUUUUGGGGCGUUUUGCUUAAAGCAAUUGCUCUUAAAAUAUUACUAAGGUUUUAUGCCUACUCCAUGGAAAGUCAGAAAAUUAGUUUAAAUAAUUUUCAUCAAUGUGUCACGUUCUUGAUAAUCCAAUGUGUCAAGUUGAGAAGAAUAGGAAGUUGGGGGGUUAUGAAAAGAUGAAUUAAUUAAUGCACGAUUUAAAUUAUGGUUUUACCUCUUAAUAUCUGACUUCCACACCCUAUUGUCUUCUCUUUAUGUGCAAUUCAUCCCUUAAUUGGGGUUGUGCAGAGAAGAAAAUGACAGCUCCCCAACAAGCAUGCUCAUGUUUAUUAAGCAUGGAUGAACACCCCAGUAAUCAUAGAAUAAAGUCUCACCCUACCAUUUGUGAGGAUGGUUCAACACAAUUAAGGUGCUUACAAUACUAUUUAUAAGGAGGUUCUUACAAUAUUUGCGAGUCGAUUGAUCGAGCAUUGAACCCUUCAUGGUCAUUGAAUGAAUGUGAUAAUGAUUU